Messenger RNA from Neoarius graeffei (lesser salmon catfish), 5321 nucleotides. It is a transcript of the gene xpo7, whose product is annotated as exportin 7. NCBI's taxonomy places the organism in Eukaryota, Metazoa, Chordata, Actinopteri, Siluriformes, Ariidae. The transcript is spliced from 28 exons. Gene Ontology annotation, biological process: protein export from nucleus. The record is from RefSeq and is a predicted model, not a curated record. Gene Ontology annotation, molecular function: small GTPase binding; nuclear export signal receptor activity. The coding region runs from base 73 to 3333 and encodes 1086 amino acids. Gene Ontology annotation, cellular component: cytoplasm; nuclear pore.
AGUAACGUAAGCGCUGUGUUGUACGUAGCCUUAUGCACGCAGGGGGAGUGAGAGGAGCAUGAAUGGAGCAAAAUGGCGGAUCAUGUGCAGAGCCUAGCCCAGCUAGAGAUCCUGUGUAAGCAGCUAUACGAGACGACAGAUACGAGCACGCGACUGCAGGCCGAGAAAGCGCUCGUCGAGUUCACCAACAGUCCAGAGUGUCUGAGUAAAUGCCAGCUACUGUUGGAGAGAGGCAGCUCGUCUUAUUCUCAGCUACUCGCAGCCACGUGCCUCUCCAAGCUGGUGUCUCGUACAAGCAACCCUCUGCCACUGGAACAGCGCAUCGACAUCCGUAAUUACGUGCUGAACUACCUGGCGACACGGCCGAAACUCGCCGCGUUCGUCACCCAGGCACUGAUUCAGCUCUACGCCCGAAUCACUAAACUCGGCUGGUUCGACUGUCAGAAGGAGGAUUACGUCUUCAGGAAUGUCAUCGUGGACGUCACGAGGUUUCUGCAGGACAGUGUUGAGCACUGCAUUAUCGGAGUCACGAUUCUUUCCCAGUUAACCAAUGAGAUUAACCAAGCCGAUACGACACAUCCGCUCACAAAACACAGGAAGAUUGCGUCAUCGUUCAGAGAUUCUUCUCUGUUUGACAUCUUCACACUUUCCUGCAAUCUUCUCAAACAGGCGUCGGGAAAGAACCUGAACCUGAACGAUGAAGGUCAGCAUGGUUUGCUCAUGCAGCUCCUGAAACUCGCUCACAACUGCCUCAACUUCGAUUUCAUCGGCACGUCCACGGACGAGUCGUCAGACGACCUGUGCACCGUCCAGAUCCCCACCAGCUGGAGAUCAGCCUUUCUGGACUCAUCGACACUGCAGCUGUUUUUUGAUCUGUACCAUUCCAUCCCUCCAUCCCUCUCUCCCCUGGUUUUAUCCUGCUUAGUUCAGAUCGCGUCGGUCCGGCGUUCACUGUUCAACAACGCUGAGCGGGCCAAAUUCCUUUCCCAUCUAGUGGAUGGAGUUAAGAGAAUAUUGGAGAACCCACAGAGUUUAUCGGACCCAAAUAAUUACCAUGAGUUUUGCCGCUUGCUGGCCCGACUGAAGAGUAACUAUCAGCUUGGCGAGUUGGUGAAAGUGGAAAAUUAUCCUGAAGUUAUCAGACUUAUCGCGAACUUCACCGUCACCAGCUUGCAGCACUGGGAGUUUGCGCCCAACAGUGUUCACUACCUGUUGAGCCUGUGGCAGCGCUUAGCCGCAUCCGUGCCCUAUGUUAAAGCCACAGAGCCUCACAUGCUGGAGACGUUCACGCCCGAAGUGACCAAAGCUUACAUCACGUCCCGUCUGGAGUCCGUGCACAUCAUCCUGAGGGAUGGGAUGGAGGACCCGCUGGAUGACGCCGGUUUGGUGCAGCAGCAGCUGGAUCAGCUCUCCACCAUCGGCCGCUGCGAGUACGAGAAAACCUGCGCUCUGCUUGUCCAGCUGUUCGACCAAUCAGCUCAGUCCUAUCAAGAGCUCCUCCAAUCAAACUCCAGUACCAUGGACGCUGCCGUGCAGGAGGGGCGUUUAACGUGGUUGGUGUACAUUAUCGGGGCAGUUAUCGGGGGCAGGGUUUCCUUCGCCAGCACAGACGAGCAGGACGCCAUGGACGGAGAACUUGUGUGCCGCGUUUUGCAGCUGAUGAACCUGACCGAUUCUCGGCUCGCGCAGGCCGGGAACGAGAAACUGGAGCUCGCCAUGCUCAGCUUUUUCGAACAAUUCCGCAAAAUCUACAUUGGAGACCAGGUGCAAAAAUCCUCGAAGCUGUACCGGCGGCUUUCAGAGGUGUUGGGACUCAACGAUGAGACGAUGGUGCUCAGUGUGUUUAUCGGCAAAAUAAUCACUAAUCUGAAGUACUGGGGACAGUGUGAACCAAUCACAUCCAAAACACUACAGCUUCUCAACGAUCUGUCCAUCGGGUAUAGCAGUGUGAGGAAACUGGUGAAGCUCAGUGCCGUCCAGUUCAUGCUCAACAACCACACGAGUGAACACUUCUCCUUCCUGGGUGUGAACAAUCAGUCCAAUCUGAGUGAUAUGAGAUGUAGAACCACGUUUUACACAGCAUUAGGACGCCUGCUUAUGGUCGAUCUGGGUGAGGAUGAGGACCAGUUUGAGCAGUUUAUGCUUCCUCUGACUGGCGCAUUUGAAGCUGUUGCUCAGAUGUUCAGCACAAACACCUUCAACGAGCAGGAGGCCAAGAGGACGUUGGUGGGUUUGGUGAGGGAUCUGAGAGGCAUCGCCUUUGCCUUUAAUGCCAAAACCAGCUUUAUGAUGCUGUUUGAUUGGAUCUACCCAUCGUACAUCCCAAUCCUCCAGCGUGCUAUAGAGCUGUGGUAUCAUGUUCCAGCUUGCACAACGCCUGUGCUCAAACUCAUGGCUGAGCUCGUGCAUAACAGGUCUCAGAGGUUACUGUUCGACGUCUCCUCGCCAAAUGGGAUCCUGUUGUUCCGAGAAACGAGCAAAAUGAUAACGACGUAUGGGAACCGGAUCCUGACUCUGGGUGAAGUGCCGAAGGAACAGGUCUACGCGCUGAAGCUGAAAGGGAUUUCCAUCUGCUUCUCCAUGCUGAAAGCCGUGCUUAGCGGAAACUACGUCAACUUUGGCGUGUUCCGUCUCUACGGCGACGAUGCACUCGAUAACGCGCUCCAAACCUUCAUUAAACUGCUGCUGUCCAUCCCGCACAGCGACCUGCUGGACUAUCCAAAGCUCAGUCAGUCAUAUUACUCUCUGCUGGAGGUGCUGACGCAGGAUCAUAUGAACUUUAUCGCCAGCCUCGAACCUCACGUUGUCCUGUACAUUCUGUCAUCCAUUUCAGAAGGACUCACAGCUCUUGAUACGAUGGUGUGUACAGGCUGCUGUUCGAGCCUCGAUCACAUAGUGACGUAUUUGUUCAAGCAGUUGUCGCGCAGCACCAAGAAGAGAGCGGCUCCCAUGGCCCAGGAGAGCGACCGUUUCUUCCACAUCAUGCAGCAGCACCCAGAGAUGAUCCAGCAGAUGCUCUCCACAGUACUGAAUAUCAUCAUUUUUGAAGACUGCAGGAAUCAGUGGUCCAUGUCUCGGCCUCUGCUCGGCCUCAUCUUACUAAAUGAGAAGUAUUUUGCUGAUUUAAGAAACAGCAUUGUGAACAGUCAACCUCCAGAGAAACAGCAGGCCAUGCACUUAUGCUUUGAAAAUCUAAUGGAGGGUAUCGAGCGCAACUUGCUUACUAAAAACCGUGACAGGUUCACGCAGAAUCUUUCAGUAUUUAGGAGAGAAGUGAACGACUCCAUGAAGAAUUCCACGUACGGUGUCAACAGCAACGACAUGAUGAGCUGACAUUCCACUCUGCUGCAGGCUCCACCCACUCAACUAGUUCCCACCUCUGGAGCCCACAGGCCCCUCCCUCCCUCCCCUCCCCCCACACACUCCACUCUUCCUUCCUCCCUUUUUAUAUAUACACAUAUAAAUAUAUACAUAUUUUAAAGCCAGUUUCCAGAACCCAUGAGAGUAAGGGACGGUGUGUAUUGGGGUGGCGUGUGUUUGCGUUUGUGUUUGCGAGCGUGGUUCGGAACAGGGUUGGGGUGUGUGUGUGUGUGUGUGUGUGUGAGAGAGAAAUGCUAUGAUAUGGACUUGUAGAUUGGCAUCAGCUCAUGUGUUUAGAGUGUGUGGUGGUGUUUGGUUUUUUUUUUUGUUUGUUUGUUUGUUUGUUUUCUUCCAGCUCUGUGGGAUGAUAAGGGAGGUGGGAAGUGUGUGUGUGGGGGGGGGAGCGAGCUGCUCUGCUUCUGCCUGCCUUGUAUAGAAACACGCAAGAGGAGAAAGUGUACAUUUUUUUUUUUUGUCAUAACAAUUUUUGAUGAUGUUUAUAAUGAUUACAAAAUUAAGGACAAAAAAAAAAGUGUGAUUGGGUCAAAACCAGAUCUUUUUACAGUGUAGUUAGUGCAGCUGUGCUGAAAGUGUGGCUUGUCUGUGUGGAGAAACGGAGUGACUGAAGGAGUUUAUCGGUGUUUGUGUUGAGAAUUAGGGAAUUGGAGGAUUUCCAGGUUUUAACUGAUGUACAUUUUUCCUCAAAAUGAACCUGAAGGAGUGAAAAGCGCCGGAAACUGUAAAUAAACAUUUUUGACGUGCAGCAAUGCCUGUUUAUGGCCACAAGGGGGCACUUGUGUGGCGAGUCAGUUUGGAAAGGCAGUGUAUUUCAAGAACCGGUCUUAACACAACUUAUUGAAUUUGCAGCAUCUUCAUUUCGGGUCUGUGCACUGCUUUUAGCCACCUGUGUCGAGUUCCCCGGCUGACUCAGAAGUGUGGUGUUGAUAUUUUUCAGUGCUCGACUUGGGCGGCCAUAUUUCUUUCGAGAACUCUUAAUUUCAUUCCCACUCCGUCAUCAGUGUCCUCGUUAGCCAGCAGGGUAAAGUUAAAGGUAUUGUGUGAGGAAUAAAAAUGUAUGAGCACGGACAAUCAAAUGUAAGCAUUAUUUCUGAAAUAUUUAUUGCUCCAGUUUUGGCUCGUAAACAAUUAUCACUCAGUUAUUUCAAAAGGGAACCGGUCAGGUUGAAAUUCCUUCUGAACUCUCCAGUUGAUUCAAUCCCUCAAUUCCCUAAGGGGCUGAUGUUUCAGUUGAAGCGGGAAUCGAACAAAGGGAAGUCAACAAGGACGUGUUAAAAACAAGAAUGAGACGUAGGGCAAGAGUCUUUCGGUGACUAAAAUAAAAAACGACUCACAAUUGUCAGGGAAUUGGAUCAGCCUGCACUUGUUUUCUCAAAUCUUUUUUAACAUUUUUUUUUAUUUUAUUUUUUUUUUUUAAACCGCAUACUGGUGCCCCCUUACAGGUUGCAACUGUGUACGUUCAAAAAAAAAAAAACCCCACACACACACUUUAGUACUAAAUAUUGUUCAAGCAAGAACUGAUUGAUCACACUUGCCAGUUUGCAUCGAGCUUGCCAUUCACCCCUCUUUAAAAAUUGUUUUUCCUCUGAAGAAUUCUUUUUUUUUUUUUAAGUGACAAAGAAAUAGUGCAUCAGAAAUAUGCUAGAUUUACAAAACCAGAACGGAAUAUUUUAGUGACGUGUGCUACUUCUCAACAUGCUGCUGCUAACUGUUUGUGAAGAACUAGCUCAUCUCUUUAACCAUGUCCAACACUCAUUUAAGUUUCGUUAUUUUUUCCCUUUUUUUUUUUUUUUUUAGGUUCCCUGAUGUGAAUGUGUAUCUGUUUGGCGUGUGUGAGCGUGUGAAGUCCUUUCUGAGUGAUAAGGUAGCUGGUUGAAUUGUUUGGAUGUCUGCUACAUAUAGUGUAAGCAUUGUGACUGCAAAAUAAAUGUCAUUGGUUUGUA